This is a messenger RNA of Cryptomeria japonica (Japanese cedar), 2548 nucleotides long. RefSeq names its product phototropin-1. The transcript has 14 exons. The record is from RefSeq and is a predicted model, not a curated record. The coding region runs from base 173 to 2548 and encodes 791 amino acids. Lineage: Eukaryota; Viridiplantae; Streptophyta; Pinopsida; Cupressales; Cupressaceae. Gene Ontology annotation, cellular component: nucleus. Gene Ontology annotation, molecular function: ATP binding.
GCAUACAAGGAGGUCUGUUUUCUGUAAGGAUGGAAAAUUUAGCAUGCUGGUAUAGAAAUGGUAGUUAGCUUAUAUUUCUGUAAUUUAGACGGACUUUAUGCUCAAUUAGUCGAAAUUGAGCUCAGCUUGGCCGAAACCACUUAUUUAUAGAAAAUCUUAUUACAUUUUUUCAAUGGAUCCAUCUAAGCCUGUGAACACAAAUAAGGAUUCUCCCAGUAGGAAGGCACCAGAUGAUUUACCUCCUAUCAUAAGUUCAGUUUCUCGAGAUCCUAGGGGCUCUCUUGAAGUUUUCAAUCCUGCAGGAUUUUCUGCCCCAGCUUCUGCAUCUCUGACGGCAACAAAUUUAUCUAGAUGGGCACCAUACAAUGUUCUGCGAAAUAGUGAUUCUUCACCCUACAAGACACGGGCAGAUAGAGAAGAUGGAAAUCAUGGUAGUAAAGAUGGAUUGGAAUCACAAUCUGGAAGGAAAGCUGAGUCAGUUCAUACAUGGAUGGCCUUUACAGAGACUGAUCAUUUGAAAGCUGUUGUAAAUGAUUUAGGAAAAGGAACUUCCAAGGCUCCAAGGGACAUACCUUCAGAGUUAGGGAAACAGUCACUGGUGAUACAGGAGAGACAUUUGGAUUCACAAAAGGAGCCAGGAAUUAAACAGGCAGAUAGUGGUACGUGGCCUUUACAGAGAGAAAUAAGAGACACAGAAGAUAAGCUAGACACAUAUGUGGUGCCAUCUGUAAAUAAAAAAUUUAUAAGCAAAAAAGAUUGUGGGCCACACUUUUCUGAAGCUGGCAUGGCAGAAAGGGUAGCUGAGUGGGGAUUAAUUCUUAAGACAGAUGAUAAAACAGGGAAACCCCAAGGUGUUGCAGUCAGAACAUCUGGAGAAAGUAUAAAAUCUGGAACUUCUCGAAGAACAUCUGGAAACUCUAUGAGGACAUCUGAAGAGUCUGAUCAUGGCAAUGAAAUGGGGGCUGCUCGCAUCUCAAAGGAAUUAAAGGAUGCAUUGUCAACAUUUCAGCAAACAUUUGUUGUCUCGGAUGCAACCAAGCCAGAUUAUCCUAUUCUGUAUGCCAGUGCAGGUUUCUUCAAGAUGACUGGAUAUGCUGCAAAAGAAGUAAUAGGACGUAACUGUCGCUUUCUUCAAGGUGCAGGAACUGAUCCUGAAGAUGUUUCAAAGAUAAGAGAAGCUCUAGUUGAAAGGAGAAGCUACUGUGGACGAAUACUCAAUUAUAAGAAGGAUGGAACCCCUUUCUGGAACCUUCUUACCAUAGCCCCAAUUAAAGAUGAGACUGGAAAAACUCUAAAGUUUAUUGGAAUGCUUGUUGAAGUGAGUAAACAUACCGAAGGAGAAAAAGAGAAGAUGGUACGUCCAAAUGGGCUACCAGAAUCUCUGAUUCGAUAUGAUGCUCGUCAGAAAGAGAUGGCUGUAAGUUCUGUAACAGAGCUCGUGCUGGCAGUAAAAACUCCUUGCUCAUUUUCUGAAUCUACAAAUCGCCCAACUAUGCGGAAAUCUGAAAGUGCAGUAGCUCAAAUGCAUAUGGAGCGCAUAGAAAGGAUGAAUAAUGAAAAUCCAAAGUUUUCUACUCCAGAUCGACGCAAAUCAUCUUCAAGACUGAGUGCAGUUUUUGAGGCUGGAAAGAAAAGAAGGAAAUCUAGUGUUCUCUCUUUCACGAGUUUUACCAGAAAACCUGCUGAUAGGAAAAAUCCAGAACAUGAACAAGCUCUUAAAUCUGAUUCAGAAAGUAGUGGUGAUGAAAGACCUGAUAGCUUGAUUAAUCUGGAAAGGAGAAGAGAGAUUCGUCGGGGACUUGACUUGGCAACAACAUUGGAGCGUAUUGAGAAAAACUUUGUAAUCACAGACCCAAGAUUGCCUGACAACCCUAUUAUUUUUGCAUCAGAUAGUUUCUUGGAGUUGACAGAAUAUAGUCGUGAGGAAAUUUUAGGAAAAAAUUGUCGGUUUCUUCAAGGCCCAGAAACUGAUCGAGCAACCGUGAAAGAAAUAAGAGAAGCCAUUGAUAAUCAAAUGGAAGUCACUGUGCAAUUAAUAAACUAUACAAAGAGUGGGAAGAAGUUCUGGAAUAUAUUCCAUCUGCAGCCUAUGCGUGACCAGAAGGGAGAAGUGCAAUAUUUUAUUGGUGUUCAAUUAGAUGGAAGCCAACAUGUGAAACCCCUUACAGAUAAGAUUCCAGAGAAAACAGAGCAAGAAGGUGCACUACUGGUUAAGAAGACUGCUACAAAUGUUGAUCAGGCUGUUAGGGAGCUUCCUGAUGCCAACAUGAAACCAGAGGACCUAUGGAUAAAUCAUUCCAAAGAAGUGUUUCCUAAGCCUCACAUGAAAAGUAAUUCUUCUUGGAAAGCAAUCCAAAAGAUUUUGGAAGCGGGAGAGCAAAUAGGUUUGAAACACUUCAAACCCAUAAAAUCUUUAGGAUUUGGUGACACGGGGAGUGUCCAUCUAGUGGAAUUAUAUAAUGGUGGUGACUUAUUUGCAAUGAAAACGAUGGAUAAAACAAUGAUAUUGAACCGCAAUAAGGUGUGUCCACAUUCUCAUCUCUAUUAA